Molecule: messenger RNA, 2184 nt
Organism: Aspergillus alliaceus
Lineage: Eukaryota; Fungi; Ascomycota; Eurotiomycetes; Eurotiales; Aspergillaceae
Gene: rglB
Product: polysaccharide lyase family 4 protein
Exons: 5
Coding region: 1-2184 (727 amino acids)
Biological process (GO): carbohydrate metabolic process
Molecular function (GO): catalytic activity; carbohydrate binding
Source: RefSeq, a predicted model, not a curated record
AUGGUCUCGGGUGAAUGCAGCCCGAGCGAGUUUUUCCAUCAAUCCGAUGCACCGAAACCAGAACCCCCCGCAUUUCUACCCGGAUUACUGGUGAUUUCUGGGGCUCCGCAAGCAACGGUUCUUUCAGUUUGGACAAGCUUUUGUGCCCCUGGUCGGAGUGGCGCUAUGAGUCCUACUCCUGCUGUACACCGCGACAUGCGUCUGUCCAUUUCUCUAGGUGUGGCCUCGGUCUGGGCCUCCGUUGCAUCUGCAACGCUGCAGGUAGCCGAGGACAACGACACAAUCAUCCUUAGCAAUGAUCGAUUAACAUCGGUAUUUGCGAAAGACAAGGGUCGGGUGUCCGAUCUCUUUCUGGAUGGCCAGGACCUCCUUGGACCCAUGUCGGGCUCUGCUGGUGUGGGUCCCUACCUGGAUUGCUACUGUACACCCUCUGGCUUCUAUACACCCGGAGCUACCGACCCUCGCAUGGAGGUAGUCCAGGGGACCGACUCGACCGGCAAAAAAUACGCCGGCGUUAUCCUUAAUGACACGUAUACUCCGACAGGGCAGCACUUCCAGCAAUAUUGGUUCCUCCGCGACGGCGAAACUGGCCUACACAUGUUUAGCCGCUUGGCAUACUACAAUGAGACGACCCCAUUCUUGCGCAACCUACAAGAAUUCCGAACACUUUUCCGGCCAAACACCGAGCUAUGGACACAUUUAACAUCCAGCGACGUCCAGACGGCUCCGCUCCCUAGCAAGGAAGCAAUUAAAAACCAGAUUGUCGUGCAAGAUGCUACAUGGCGGUUCAACAAUACCCCGCAUGAUGCAUACUAUACCCAGUUCUCUGAAUAUUUUACCAAAUACACUUUCUCUAAUCAAUGGAGAGACAAUAGUGUCCAUGGACUGUAUGCUGAUGGAUCUACGUCGAAUGGAACUACGUACGGAGCUUGGCUCGUAAUGAACACCAAGGACACUUACUACGGUGGACCUCUUCACUCAGACCUGACAGUCGACGGCAUUGUCUACAACUACCUAGUAUCCAACCAUCAUGGAGAAGGAACACCAAACAUCAGCAAUGGAUUCGACCGUACCUUUGGCCCUCAGUACUAUCUGUUCAAUGGCGGAAAGGGGUCUGGGUCUCUAGAUGAUUUGCGAUCGGAGGCCGAGUCCCUCGCAGACCCCGGAUGGAACGUUGACUUUUACGAUUCAAUUGCCAAGCACGUAAUUGGCUAUGUCCCCUCUAGCAAGCGCGGCAGCGUACAAGGACAUAUCAAGCUCCCCGAAGGUGCGAAGCGGCCCAUCGCAAUCUUAACAGUGGAGGGGCAAUAUUUCCAGGACAACGCAGUAGAUGCUUCCUCCCAUCAAUACUGGGCCGACAUGGACCAGGACGGAAAGUUCCAGUUAGAUCAUGUCAAGGAGGGCAAAUACAGGUUGACAAUCUUUGCAGACGGGAUCUUCGGCGACUUUGUGCUAGAUGGCAUCGAGAUACGAGCUGGAAAAGUGACAAAGGUCUCAGAGACCUGGAAGGCAGAGUCUGCAGGCGUGGAAGUUUGGCGACUGGGAACCCCCGAUAAGUCCUCCGGAGAAUUCCUCCACGGCGUCGCGCCAGACCAAACACAUCCAUUGCACCCUCCAGAGUACCUCAUCUACUGGGGAGCGUACGACUGGCAACAGGAUUUCCCCAAGGGCGUCAACUAUACAAUUGGCAGCAGCGAUCCGGCUGUUGAUUUCAGCACCGUGCAUUGGUCGGUAUUUGGCCCGACUCCGGACAAUUCGGAUAUCGAGUAUGACACCACACACGACUGGACGAUCAAUUUCUCUUUGGAUAAGAAGCAGCUGCAGCGCCACAAGACGGCCACGCUGACUAUCCAACUCGCCGGCGCGAAGACCGCGGCCGGCAAUACGGACGUAUACAACGCCACCGAACCUUAUGCUAAUCUUGCGUUGGAGAGCUACAUCAACGAGCAAGAGGAGCCACUGACAUUACUGGUCGGCUUUAACCAGUCUAGUAGCUGCAUUGUUCGCUCGGCUGUCAGCUGCUAUCAGGUACGCUCGCGGAUGGAAUUCCCCGCCGACUGGCUGAAGGUCGGAAAUAAUGUGCUUACUUUGCAUCUUCCGCACAAUGCUACGGAUUAUGAGUCGGCGGUCCUUCCUGGGACGGUAUAUGUGCAGUAUGAUGCAUUGCGCCUAGAGUUGUCCUGA